Charadrius vociferus (killdeer) is the source of this 2391-nucleotide messenger RNA. It is a transcript of the gene ABCB9, whose product is annotated as ATP-binding cassette, sub-family B (MDR/TAP), member 9. Gene Ontology annotation, cellular component: lysosomal membrane. The record is from RefSeq and is a predicted model, not a curated record. The transcript has 11 exons. The coding region runs from base 1 to 2391 and encodes 796 amino acids. Gene Ontology annotation, biological process: peptide transport; transmembrane transport. Gene Ontology annotation, molecular function: ATP binding; ABC-type oligopeptide transporter activity; ATP hydrolysis activity. NCBI's taxonomy places the organism in Eukaryota, Metazoa, Chordata, Aves, Charadriiformes, Charadriidae.
AUGCGUGCUUGGAAGGCAGUGGCCAGCACACUGGCGCUCAGUGGGGCCGAUGUGGUGGUCACCACGCUACUCUACGCUCAUGGCCGGGGUGGCCGGGAUAUCCUGCAGGACCUGCGGCACUUCAACAUCUUCAACUCGCUGCUGGACAUUUGGGGGGGCUGCCUCUACCGCAGCUGCGUGCUGCUGGGGGCUGCCAUCGGAGUGGCCACCAACACAGCUUAUGGCCCCCGGCGCCUCAGGGCAUCACGGACCUUCAUCGCCGUUGUCUGCCUCCUCAUGGGCAUCUACAUGAUGGUGAAGCUGCUGCUCUAUUCAGAGGUGCGGAGGACCAUCAGGGACCCCUGGUUCUGGGGGCUCUUUGCCUGGACCUACGUGGCGUUGGUGGCCACCUUCGGGCUGUGGCAGCUGCUGGCCUGUGUCACCUCCUCCCGCGAGGCGCUGGGACCCGGCUCUGAGUCCCGUGCCGAGGUGGAGGAGAGCUGCGACGGCGGUGCCCCACGGGACAAGCGGGAGGAGGCGGCAGGUCCCACUAUCCAUAAGCUGCUGUCCUACACCAAGCCAGAUGCCUUCUUCCUGGGCGUUGCCUCCUUCUUCCUCCUUGUGGCCGCUCUGGGAGAGACCUUCCUGCCCUACUACACAGGGCUGGCCAUCGAUGGCAUUGUGGUGCAGAAGAGCAUGGACCGCUUCUCCACGGCGGUGCUGGUCAUGUCACUGCUCGCCAUAGGAAGCUCAUUUGCCGCAGGUAUCCGGGGCGGCGUUUUCACGCUCAUAUUUGCAAGACUGAACAUUCGCCUUCGCAACUGCCUCUUCAGGUCGCUGGUGUCUCAGGAGAUGAGUUUCUUUGAUGAGAAUCGCACAGGGGAUGUCAUCUCCCGCCUGACAUCGGAUACGACCAUCGUGAGCGACCUGGUAUCCCAGAACAUCAACAUCUUCCUGCGCAAUGUGGUGAAGGCCACAGGGGUGAUCUUCUUCAUGUUCAGCCUCUCUUGGAAGCUCUCGCUUGUCACCUUCAUGGGCUUCCCAAUCAUCAUGCUGGUGUCUGAUGUCUAUGGGAAGUACUACAAGAAGCUCUCCAAGGAUGUUCAGAACGCCCUGGCCAAGGCCAACAACACCGCCGAGGAGACCAUCUCCGCCAUGAAGACUGUCCGCAGUUUUGCCAACGAGGAGGUGGAGGCGAACGUGUACUGGCAGAAGCUGCAGCAGGUGUACAAACUCAACAAGCGCGAGGCCAUGGCUUACACCUACUACGUCUGGUCCAGCGGGCUGACCCUCCUGGUGGUCCAGGUCAGCAUCCUUUACUACGGUGGGCACCUUGUGAUCUCGGGGCAAAUGACAAGCGGAAAUCUGAUAUCCUUCAUCAUUUACGAGUUCGUCUUAGGAGACUGCAUGGAGUCAGUUGGCUCCGUCUACAGCGGCCUGAUGCAGGGAGUGGGAGCUGCCGAGAAGGUGUUUGAGUUCAUCGACCGCAAGCCGACAAUGGUGAACGAUGGGUCCCUGGCCCCAGACCACGUGGACGGGAAAGUGGAGUUCAGAAAUGUGACGUUUUCCUACCGCACUCGCUCUGCAACGCAGGUCCUCCAGAAUGUGUCCUUCACCCUGCACCCCGGCAAAGUGACGGCGUUGGUGGGCCCUUCAGGGAGUGGGAAGAGCUCCUGUGUUAACAUCCUGGAGAACUUUUACCCUCUGCAAGACGGGCAGGUGCUGCUGGACGGGCGUCCCAUUAACAUGUACGAUCACAAGUACCUGCACUCAGUGAUUUCCCUGGUGAGCCAAGAGCCAGUGCUGUUCGCCCGCUCUAUUGCGGAUAAUAUUUCUUAUGGCUUAACUUCAGCCUCCUUUGAGUCGGUUGUUCAGGCUGCCCAGAAGGCCAACGCGCAUGCCUUCAUCACCGAGUUACAAGAUGGCUACCACACAGAGGCAGGUGAAAAAGGAGCCCAACUAUCAGGUGGCCAGAAGCAGAGAGUGGCAAUUGCCAGGGCCUUGAUCCGAGCACCCCCCAUCCUUAUCCUGGAUGAAGCCACGAGCGCGCUAGAUGCAGAGAGUGAACACGCGAUUCAGCAGGCGAUUUAUGGCGACUUGCAGAACCACACGGUGCUGGUCAUAGCUCACAGACUGAGCACUGUCGAGAAGGCACACAACAUCAUUGUGCUGGACAAGGGCCGCGUGGUGCAGCAGGGUUCGCACAAGGAGCUGAUGGAAGAAGGAGGCCUUUAUUCCAAGCUGGUGCAGAGACAGAUCCUGGGGCUGGAGGGGGGCGGCGCGGACAGUCGCCAGCCCGCAGCCCGGGGGGAUUCAGCGAAGGUGCCCGGUGGGCUGGAGGAAGAGUUCAGGAUAGACCAUUCCCUACCGGCCGUGGCACAGGACGAUUACAACAACUCGGCUCACAAGUGA